UGCACCGACCGGGAAUCGAACUGGCAACCUUCAGAUUACUAGCCCAACUCCCUCACCGCUCAGCCACCUUACUCCCCCAGUUAAUAAACAGAUGAAAGGUUUCCACGGGUGUCAAGAAAAGGAUGCGGCACCUUUCAUUGGUGUCACUCUACCCUAACGAUCGAGCCUGUAGAUUACAGAGCAGAGACGCCAGAAGGUAAAGUACAUUUAUUUCAAAAUCAUUCUGCUCUUACUUACUCUGUAAUCAGAACAGCCUGUGUUUAUAACACUCGGUUCAUAUAUUUCCUUCCCCUGUUUUGAGGUUAGCGUAAUUCACAGCUCAAUUCAGUACAAGAAAGAGGGGGGGGGGGGGAGAAUGCCGCGUUUGUAUUUGUCUUUUAAAACGUUUGAGUGAAGUCCUCCUCCCUUGUAGGUCGUAAUGUCUUAGCUUGCGGCGAAGCAGUGGCUGUAGUCUCCAUGGCGCUGUGGCCAUGUGUCGUCGUGGUGAUGAGUGCCGCUCUGCCGUGGGACGCUCCCUGUGUUUUGUAUGUGGGUGUGUGUGCAGGGGGAGGACGAACGAGGCAGAUGUGCUUUAGCUAAUGCUGCCUGAGAGCAGCUGGGCAGGGCUAAUAAACGAGCAAUAACACGAUGACAUCACCCAGAGAGAGAGAGGGAGAGAGAGCGAGCGAGCAUGGGGGGGGGGAGUGCGCGAGGAAGCUGUGCAGAGCAGCAGACUGAGGGCCAGCUCAGAACACAGGGAGCCGCGAGCGCUGUGAGGGAGAGACCGCGUGUGACUGGGAGAAGACCGGACAGGACAACCUCACCCCCCCACCCCCGACAGGGAUACAGCUCUUUCCGGAAGGAUCGGCAGAUUUUCCCCUCCUUUUCUUCUAUCACACCCUCCCUCCCUACCCCAUCCCGUUUCUCCUCAUUCUCUGUCAGUGGACCCCCCCCCCCCUCACGGCCCCUGCUUCGGUAGGCCUCGCCGGGCAUGCUACUUAAGCCAAAGUAUGGCCGCUUCCGCAACGACUCUGUGACCUCCUCCGACGACCUGAUGCAGAGCUUAGCCAUGAGCGGCAAAGUGGUGGCCAGCCCGGUCAUCCCCUCCUCCGCCCCCCCCAGCCUGCCGCUGCCCCCCCUGCCGCCCCUGGAGCCCUCCCCCCGGCCCUCCUCCGCAGCCCCGGCCCUGGCCGACUCCCCCUGCUUGGACGGGGAGCAGGAGAGGACCACCACCUUCUGCAUGCUCAUCCCCAGGAUGCCCCAGUGGAAGUUCUCCAACGCCCUGCUCAGCCGGAGCCCCUCCAACUCCAGCUCCAGCUCCUCCUCCAGCAAGGACUCUGGCAAGGCGGCGGCCCCCUCCCAGGCCUCCUCCCAUGGGGCCGGCGGGGCCUCGGCCAGUGGUCCCGUAGCCAGCCUGGCUGCAGUGCUGAACUCCUGUGACCCUGUGUGUGUCACCCCCUGUUCCCUACAGGCCAUCGGUCGCCUCAGAGCAGCGGCCGUCUCCAGCAGCCCAGGAGGCCACGGUUUGGGGGCCGUAGAGGCGGAAGGGAGCCCCGGAGGCCCUAGCACCCCCAGCUCCAGGUCAGGGAUGAGCCGCAGGACCAGGGUGGAGGGGAUGUGGCUGGGAGGAGAGGACUUCAACCAGAAGGGCAGCUUCAUGCACAAGCCCUCCCAGGGCUGGCUGCACCCAGACAAGACGAUCACGGGAACGGGAGCCUCCUAUAUCGUCAGGUACAUGGGCUGCAUCGAGGUACUGAAGUCCAUGCGGUCCUUGGAUUUCAACACCCGGACCCAGGUGACAAGGGACGCCAUUAACAGACUGUGUGAAGCCGUUCCCGGGGUCAAAGGAGCUUGGAGGAAGAAGACGGUGAACAAGGCCCUGAACUCCAUCAUGGGGAAGAGCAACCUGCGCUUCGCUGGCAUGAGCAUUGCCGUCAAGAUCUCCAUCGAGGGCCUGAGUCUCCUCAUUCCCACCACACGACAGGUGAUUGCACACCAUCCUAUGCAGUCCAUCUCCUUUGCUUCGGGGGGAGACACAUUGCAGGACACACCUGACUAUGUAGCGUAUGUGGCAAAAGACCCAGUCAAUCAGAGAGCAUGUCAUAUCCUGGAGUGUGGUGACGGCCUGGCCCAGAAUGUGAUCAGCACCAUCGGACAGGCCUUUGAGCUGCAGUUCAAGCAGUACCUCCACAGCCCACCUAAGGCCAUCCCUACUAUGGAUAGAUCCAUCAGGACAGACGAGUCGGCCUGGGGCGACGACGAGGACUCCUCCGAGCACGACUACUACAACAGCAUCCCCGGGAAGGUGCCCCCCGUCGGGGGAGUGGUGGACUCGAGGCUGAGGCCCUGCCAGGCCGCGCUGGGCCACGUCCACAGCCAGCCGCAGAGCAAGGCGGCCCAGAUUGGCUCCCCUGCUCGUAGAGACACGGCGUCCUAUCCCUCAGGUCAACUGUGCUACGAGUUGCACUGGGACACGGACCAUAAUGGAGGCUCAGGUUUGACAUCGGAUGGGUACCUCUGUGCAGACGGCCACCCGUCAGGGAGCCGGGACUACGAGGAGCACCUGUACGUGAACACCCAGACCCUGGAGGCCCUGGAGCAGGGGGCCGAGGGCCCCCGGGGGGCCCGGGUCCCCGAGAGCCCCAAGAAAGACAUCUUCGACAUGAGGCCGUUUGAGGACGCUCUGAAGCUACACGAAGCUGGGGGGAGCGGAGCGGCUUCUGCCGGGCCUGGUUCCGGGGCUGUUUCCAUGGGCGGUGUGAUGGUGCUGGAGGACCAGUGGCCCAGCCCCCCCCGGCGCCGUGCCCCCGUCGCCCCCACCGAGGAGCAGCUCCGCAGGGAGGCCUGGUACCACGGGCGCAUGAGCCGCCGCGACGCCGAGAAGCUGCUGGUUCGAGACGGGGACUUCUUGGUGCGGGACAGCGCCACCAACCCGGGCCAGUACGUGCUGACAGGCAUGCACUGCGGCCUGCCCAAGCACCUGCUGCUGGUGGACCCAGAGGGAGUGGUUCGCACCAAAGACAUGCUGUUCGACAGCAUCAGCCACCUGAUCGCCUACCACCUGAAGAACGAGCUGCCCAUCGUGGCGGCCGAGAGCGAGCUCCACCUGAAACAGGUGGUCCGGCGGAAACAGUGACCCCCGCCAACAAGAACCCCACCCACCCCUCCCCGACCCUGCCCGACCUGGUGGGUGUGGUGAGCGACAGCUUUAACAGAGGCCUGGCGCCGUGGGAAAAACAAAACGGCUUGCUGUUUAGUGUCGAAACCUCUCCGGUUUAGCCGAUGGCCAUUUUGUUGUUCAUUUCUGCUCCCUCUGUCAGGAUCUAGAGAAGAUGGCCCACGUUUCUGUGCAAGCUCCAGAGAGGAGGGGGCCUCCACGUCGCCAUACCCCCAGAACCGGAGCUUUCUCUGGGGGAAGCUGGACAGCGGAGACCCCCUCUGCCUGGAGAGAGAGGACUACCUCCCGCAGCUUAGCCACAGUGUUCACGGUCUUCACUCCGCGCCUCAGUCAGCUUUCAGUCAGCUUUCAGUCAUUAACUAAGCUAACCCGCAACACCUCAGACAGGAUGUCCAGCCCAUAGGAGCCCAGUCUGACCAAUCCCGGGGCUGGAAAUCCUGAGUUCUCAAAGGGUCAAGGACAUCACCAGCCUUCAUCAGAGCUGCGUUACACUCAGUUGUCCCAGAAGUGUGAGAUGAUGCACAAAGCGCAGGAUGAGAGAUGGUUAGAAGCUUCUCCCUGGUUCCAUCCUGUCUACACAGCUACUGACGAGCAUAUCCCAUUCCUGUGGCUUUUAGUCCAGUACGAAUAAUUCUUAGACGAGAACAGACUGUACUGUCAAACGUUUGAAAAAACAUCGGCCAAGCUUCAUGUGUCCCCCCCCCCCAAACCCUUCAGUCUAACUAGAAAAUAAACGGCCACCGUUGAAAGGGAGACGCCACUCUCAAUCUGAAUGAUGAUGAAGGUGAAGGACUUUGCUCGGAUCUCCACACGCUUCAGAGAGAGUCGUAGCAGUCCGCGUCGCACCGAUCAGGGUGAUCGCUGUUAGCUAACCGCUAACCGAUUAGCCUCGCCGUGCCACACAGUCCCAGCUGCACGAUCACGCUCGUCGCCUCGGAGAUGUCAGACAACGGUUUGAUUGACAGCUCUCCACGCCCCAAAGCAAAGACUACAAGCACGACGCAACCCUGAGGUGAAGUCGAGGACGAGUGUCAGUUCCUGCCUGUCGGUGUGGACACAGUCGCUGUUUCACCGAUGACCGGUUCGUAACGGGGGGUUGUCCACCUGUAGUCCUCGUGUGUUGUGUGUCAUCACACGAGAGAAAGAGAGAACGAAGGGGAAAAAAAGCUUGGUUCUUUCCCCCAGUUGAAUGUGUUGAUAUCUAUCUGGUCUGGUUGUGACUGGAUGUAGGUCUAAACCAUAUUUUAUCCGUAUACCGAGAGCCCGUCCAAAUUCAGUGCCUUAAUAUAUCACGUGUUUUGUCUUUUCAAAGUUGACUGCUGGGAUUACACAUGACUCACAGGAAAGAGAAUUGUUUUGUGUUCGGUACAGUGUGCGUGGGGUGCGCUGUCGUUUUCCAAAAUGCCAAACCUUACUUAAACAAAGCGAAUCAACGAACAACAUCAAAUGGAGGUAAAAUCCCAACCUGCUAUCGUGAACUCCGUUUUAUGCUGCUGGUUUGUGGGAGUUGUUAAGGGUUUGAACAUUGUUUAAAUCCCACAUCAUUCUGAAUGACUGACCUAUUUCACUUUGCUUACCACAAUAUCAGUUGUCAAAUGAUUUCGGAGCUGUUUUGAAUUGAGUGGUGCCAUCAGUGAUAUAUAACAGGUCUUUGCUGUCCUAUUUAGGCAGGCGUCUCUGUCACCAUGAUUUAAGCUUCCCAGAUCUUCCACUUUGCUUUCUCAGGUCUUUUCUUGUAUCUCGUCUUCUGUAAUGCAUUUUGUCAA
Messenger RNA from Hypomesus transpacificus, 4923 nucleotides. It is a transcript of the gene shc2, whose product is annotated as SHC (Src homology 2 domain containing) transforming protein 2. Gene Ontology annotation, cellular component: plasma membrane. Gene Ontology annotation, molecular function: receptor tyrosine kinase binding. The transcript is spliced from 12 exons. NCBI's taxonomy places the organism in Eukaryota, Metazoa, Chordata, Actinopteri, Osmeriformes, Osmeridae. The record is from RefSeq and is a predicted model, not a curated record. The coding region runs from base 971 to 3115 and encodes 714 amino acids. Gene Ontology annotation, biological process: cell surface receptor protein tyrosine kinase signaling pathway; intracellular signal transduction.